UGAAGUAUAUGCUUAUUUGCACUGCUGGAGCUCGUCCAGUUAGCGAGCUCCUUCGUGAGCUCGAGCUCGAGCUAGACUCGUGUUAAUUGAGCUUGAGCUCACGUCAAUAUACUCAAGCUUGAGCUCGAGCCUAUUUUUUUGAGCUCGCCGAGCUCGAGUAAGGGAGUUCGAGCUCAGAUUUUCGGCUGAGCUUGGCUCGUGUGCAGCCCUACUCUUCUCGUUUCUCAAUUCUCAGGAGUCACGACACUGACCAUCACCAGCCCAAUUUCUUUCUCAUUUCUUUCCCACUCUUGUUUUUUCUUUUUCCCUCCAAUUUCCAAAUGUAAACCUUAAAACCGUAGCCCCAAACCAAAGAUUGCAAGCCCCAAUCCAUCUACCAGCGUUGUCUGCAACGAGUAAGGCGGUUGUUGUUGUGUCGGCCAAGCAAGAAGCUCAAACAGGAUCAUGAAGGAGAUAGUCACCAUCCAAGUUGGAAGCUAUGCAAACUUUGUGGGCUCUCACUUCUGGAAUUUCCAGGAUGAAUUGCUUGGAUUGGCCGACAGCCCUACAGGUGACCAGAUAUUCAGAAGUCACGGUCUUAACAUGGACGUCCUUUAUCGGACCGGUGAAACUCAGCAGGGUAUUCUAACGUACACCCCUCGCUUGGUUUCAGUGGAUUUUCAAGGAUCCCUAGGAUCGGUGAGUACACGUGGAACUUUGUACAAUGAGGUUCCGGAAAGUUCUGUUGAUACUUUAACAUGGACAGGUCCUGUAACAACUCAUACAUCUCAACCUUUAAAGAAGAACUUGUUUUUGCAAAGUUUGUACUUGGAAGAGACUGAAAAUGUCGGUACCUCGAGAGAUUGCGGCAGCAGAAAUGGCGAUUUUUGUCCUGAAGUUCAAGAUAAGGACAUUGUUGAAUGUCUGGAAAAUGAAGUUCAGUAUUGGACAGACUUUUCCAAAGUUCAUUAUCACCCUCAGAGUCUAUAUGAAUUAAGUGGAUUAUGGUGUGAUAUCAAAGAUUUUAACAACUAUGGGAUUGGAAGAGAGGCAUUUUUUGGGGGUCUACAUGCAGAAGAAAUUAAUGAGAGGCUCCGGUUUUUUGUUGAAGAAUGUGACCUUCCUCAGGGAAUUCAAUUUAUUAUUGAUGACUCGGGAGGAUUCUCUGGUGUAGCUGGGGAGUUCUUAGAGAAUAUUGCAGACGAGUACACAAAUAUUCCAGUACUACUAUACUCUGUUCGUAGUCCAUACUCCUCCCUGGAUUCGACCAACCGCAAGCUGACAUUAUCUCGCAAACUUCAUGAUGCAGUUUCAUUCUCAAAGCUAUCAACUUUCUCUAAAUUGAUUGUCCCUAUGGGUUUGCCAUCCCUGAGAACAAGUAGAAUGUCCAAGUAUCUCUGUUUGGAAGAUCAAAAGCCUUACCACAACAGUGCAGUUUAUGCAUCUGCAAUACACUCCAUCAGUCUGCCUUUCAGAAUGCAACCGCUUGGGCCCAGUGCACAAUUGAGCUACACAUGUGGUGCAGUGGAUGUAAAUGAACUUGUACAAAUGCUAGCGGGCCAGGCUCAGCAGAAUAAGGUUAUGGCUUUGGAUAUUGUGAUGCCAGCUCCUGCUUUGUCAGAUAUCCAAUGCCGGCAAUCUUUGUUGGAGAAUUUGCAUCCAUUGACUCCAGAGGUUGCUGAAAAUGUUGAAGACAUGCAUGCUUUGGAGUCCAUGACCAUUCAUGGAGUUUUUGGAUCAGGAUGCAAAAGGGCAUCAGUGUCUGAAGUUAAGGAUGCAGUGCAAACUGCUUAUUCGACUGCAGCAGAAAGACCCAGGUUCUCUCAUCUAUCUGUUGCUCAAUGUCCUCUUCCAAUACCAUUGCCUUUCCCUUCAAUAUUCGGGAACCUUGUUGGUCGACAUGGCGAGCUCUUGGACACUCCAAUUUCAGAGUCUGCAUCAAGAGGGUCACUUGAAGUGCACUCCAUCCCAAUGGCAGCAAGACUCCGUUCUAGCAGUUGCAUUUUGCCGUUUCUGGAGAACAGAUUGGAAAACCUUCGUAAGUUUGGUAUUGCACGAGGGGCCCUAGGAUCAGAGUUACUUGCAAGUUGGGGUUUUGGAAAAGAUGAUGUCGAAGACAUGGGGGAGACACUGUCUAACAUGGUCCGGACACUCAAUCCUGUAUCGGAACUAUCAUCUGAUUCCGAUUGAGUUCAUACUCUAUCGAAACAAAGUCCAUCUCUUGUAUCUCGAGUGAAAUGUGAAACGCAACGACUUCGAUGAACUGGUUGACGAGUACAAUUAUCUCAGUGCUGAUGAGGUAAAUUACAUUAUGAAAAUGAACACCGGGCCAAUCCAGGCUGUUCAGUCUCUUAAGCGACAGAUGGACAAAACAGCAGAAAGAUAAUAUGUAGGUUGCCUUGGAACAGGUCAUAGAAAAUAUAUGACAUGGAACUGUUUUAU
Molecule: messenger RNA, 2421 nt
Organism: Sesamum indicum (sesame)
Lineage: Eukaryota; Viridiplantae; Streptophyta; Magnoliopsida; Lamiales; Pedaliaceae
Product: plasma membrane, autoregulation-binding site, misato segment II, myosin-like, tubulin/FtsZ protein
Biological process (GO): mitochondrion organization
Cellular component (GO): cytoplasm
Source: RefSeq, a predicted model, not a curated record